AUGGCUGAGGUACUGGCCUCUGGGGGGGCCGCCACCUCGGAGGGGCACGAGGUCUGCGCUGGCGGGGUCGUGGCCGAGGCCGCGCCAGCGUCGGGGGGAGUGGCGGCCCGGAUACUGCGCAGGUCGCAGCACUCGAGGCUGCUAUUCUGCGAGGCGCUGGUGUGGGAAACCGCGGGCGGCCGUCUUCUGCGGUGCUGGCUCAGGUUUGCCACGGAGCCACAGGACAGCCGCUCGUUGACAUCGGACGCGACCGCGUGUUGUGCUGCCCCGCGGGUCGGCGACGCCAUCGUCGCGCAGGGGCAUUGGGAGCGCCGCCACGGCGAGCCCCGCUUCGCGGUGUCGCUGUGGACACUCUCCGAGGCACAUCAGGCCGUUCACGGCGAGCGUGCCUUCCAGUGCUCUGCCUCCAGCGGAGCUGUCGGAGCAGAAGGUUUAGGUCCAGUGAGCUUGGUGCUGCAGUGUGAAGGCCGGCGGCAGGCGCGCAUGGACCAGUAUUGCAAGGAGAUGUUUCCAGAGGCAGUUUUCACUGUGUCGAUGCCAGCCCAGGGCUCCCAGGACUGGCUGCUGCUGAUUCGGCCUGAACUUGGUGUAGGCGCAGCUGUGUUCCUGCAGACGUUGCAGAGCGACGCCACCGUGUGCCAGGCCCUGCGACGCGCGUUUAUCGUGGAGCCAGUGCCGUACCUGACGUUCCGCGCUGCAUCGGAUGGCUUGGCAGCGCUCCUGCGAUCGAAGGGGGAUGCCUGCGAUGCUCGAGUGCAGGUGCACCCGCGGUACAUGGAGCGAGGGGUCGUCGACUGCUUGGCCCAGGCGGGCUGUCUCCUCUCGCGCACUGGCUCCUCGCACACAGCCUCCUUGGUGUACGCCGACGCGGUCUACUACGUGGGCCUCUCGCGCAGGGACCCCUCGGGGAGCGAGGGCGCCGCGCUGCUCGGCGGUCCCUCUCGGCCGCCCGCCGAGCCGCGGCUGUGCAGGGCGCAGGCGAAGCUCGCGGAGGCGCUCUCGCGCAGCGGCUGGGCCGAGGAGCUGGGCGCGCAGCCCCCGCGGCGGGCCCUGGACGUCGGCGCGGCGCCCGGCGGUUGGAGCGCCUGCCUGGCGACGCGGUGGGGCUGCCGGGAGGUGGUCGCCGUGGACCCGGGCGAGCUGGCGCCCGGCCUGGCCGGCGCGGGGGGCGCGGGCGGCGCGGGGCGCAUCCGCCACCUCCGCGUGCAGUGGCGGGAGGCCCUGCAGCUGCUGUGCCGGGAGGGCGCCGUCCUGGACGUGCUCGUGUGCGACGCCAACAUGCCCUGCGACCGCGCCGUGGAGCUGGUGGCCGCCGCCGCGGGCCUGCUCGCGCACGGGGCCCGCGUGGUGCUGACGUUCAAGGACUGCUCCAGGAACCGCGCGGAGUUUGAGCGGCUCAAGGGCCAGCAGAUCGAACGGCUGCGAGAGCUCUGCACUGAGGUGCGGGAGGUGGCGCUGGUGGCGAACAGGAGGCUCGAGACCACCGUGCUGGCUCGCGCGAUGCGCACCGUGGCGAGCACGCCACUCGCUGGUAGUCUGAGCGAAGCUUAG
This is a messenger RNA of Prorocentrum cordatum, 1551 nucleotides long. Lineage: Eukaryota; Dinophyceae; Prorocentrales; Prorocentraceae. The record is from the annotation of a GenBank genome assembly.